Messenger RNA from Microdochium trichocladiopsis, 306 nucleotides. RefSeq lists its product as uncharacterized. The record is from RefSeq and is a predicted model, not a curated record. NCBI's taxonomy places the organism in Eukaryota, Fungi, Ascomycota, Sordariomycetes, Xylariales, Microdochiaceae. The transcript is spliced from 2 exons. The coding region runs from base 1 to 306 and encodes 101 amino acids.
AUGUCUGUCUCUGUCGUCGCUCUUGCUCCCGCCGAGGCCAAGGAGGCUAUCGCCAACGUUGUCUCCAAGGUUGAGAAGAUCACUCUGGACCUCAAGGGUGUUGCUACCAACGUCGACGACCUCCAGGGGCUGCUUAUCGAGUACAAGCCCGAUGCCGUCCUCAUUACCUCGGCCUUUGCCGACAAGGCUGAGGCGAUCCGCAGUGGCAUUCUCGCCGUGAACAAGGACGUCACCGUGGUUGCUAUUCCUGAGGGCAAGACUGGACCCGAGGCUAUUGAGUGGCUCAAGACCCAGUUCGCCAAAUAG